UUUUGGUUGUUUUUGUCAAAGAUAUACAGACACAAAAGAAAAUGCAGGCAGAGGUGAAAAAAACCCUCAUAAUAAAUGUCAUUUGAGAGGCGCGUCUGGCCUGUUCCUUCUUGUGCUGGAAUGCUUUUGCGUCGCAAUUCGUCAGAAAGUAAACACGCGUUGCUGUUUUCAACUCUCUGUUGAUGUCGACAAACUUCCACUUCUUUAACGGAUAAAUUUACUCAACUUAGUUAUUUUUUUGUUUUAGUUUUUUUCCUGAGGUAAACUCAAUUCCUUCGUGCUCUCUUCCGCGUGUGGAGCGCGCGCCUCUGACGGGAAGCUCUCCCUGGGUGCGUUUCCAGCUGCUGACUUCAUCCGAAUGAGGAAGACUUUUGACUGUGACGCGAUCCCUACGUCCAGCCGUCGAGCUCGAGGAGAACGGAGGGUUUUUUCUUUUAUUCUGACCAAAAACAUGAACGGGAUGGCGUAUUUGACAAUCUGGAAACAGUCGUUCCACCUCCAUGGAUCCAUACUUGUCGCGCAGAGAAAAGGAAACACUCUAGUGUUGUUUUCUGCGCCAUGGCUGUUCUUUUUCCUGCUUCUCACGGGGCAGUUUGCUCUCACUUUCGGUGGAGGCGAGAAUGACGCGGAGGUUAACUUUGACUGCACCAACGACUUUACAGAGAUGUUUUGUCAGUUUGAGCAACAACACUCAAACUGCACUGAUCACAAUGUGACUUUUGUCCUGAUUGAUUACAGCGAAACCACUGAGAAUGGAUGCACUUUACAGCAAUGUGACAAGAAUCAGUGUUGCUGUUCUUUGAAUAUGUUGUUUGUGUACGGAGAGAAUCACAAUGCAAGUUUGUGGAGAGGUGAUAGAAGGGUUGCAUCUAAAACCAUCAGUGUAAAUGACAGCUUCAAGCCUAAAACUCCUACAAUUGUCAACGUGACUGAAACCAAUGGAAAUUUUGCAGUCAAGUGGAAGACAAACAUGGAAGGAGUGAGAGAUGAGUUGACUGCAGAGGUGACCUACCACAAAAAAGGAGACCCAGAGAAGGUCAUUUUACCAUUAAAACCACCAAUGGUUGAUGGAUACCAGUACUAUGAAAUAAGUGGAGGGAAUUUGUCACUGGGAGCAACAUAUGUGGUCAGUGUUAGAAGUGUAUCAGAGUGGAACAAAAGGCAGAGUGACAGCAGUGCAGAGUGGGAAUUCAAGACCCCCACUUCCCAUUUUGCACAGGACGUUGUCAUCAUAGUCAUCCUUAGUGUUGUUGCAGUCUUCAUGAGCGCUGCUGCCUAUAUUGGUUUUUCACGGAUUAAAACCAAGUGGUGGGACAAAUAUUCUGACCUAAAACUUCCCACCGUUUAUUCAUCCAAGAAAAAGAUUUUGGAGCCUUCAGAUCCCAGAAGUAACCCAGUAUCUGUGGAGCACCGCAUUUUGGAUGGUGGCAAACAGUUGUCAGAACGGCAGUUCACAGGCAGCGAAGAAAGUGAUGGGAGCAGCCAAGACAGCAGUGGAAUCAGUGAUUGCUCCUCACACCCGAGUUAUGCGGAAACUGUUCAGCCCGAUUGUAGAACUUUACGACAAGAGGCUUUGGAAAAAUUCUUUCCAAAUGUGAGACCUGUUAGUCCUGUAACUAAUAGGGACCUUAGUGAGGUCUUUAAUGUCCAUUUAUGUGGUGUAACUGGUGCUCAUGAUAGUUCUGGAUCAUCUGGUGUAAUCAAUCCUACCUAUUGCCCAGGUAUGUCUGGAAGUCCUGAUCAGUUCAUGCCAGACCAGCCUAGGGUCUUAGAGAGUGAGCCUUCAUAUGAUACCACAAAGUGUGACACCUUGACCAAUUCCAGUCUGUCUGGCCUUUGCCCAGCCUCGCUAGAUGUCCUGUCACCUAUAUCAAUAGACAUGUCAUAUCAGGGCACUAGUGGUUCACAAAAAAUGUCAGUCAUAGAGGAUUAUAGCCCAUUGUCCCUCUCUAGUGGGACUUGCACAACCCCGCCUUUAGAGCCUGAAUCCAGAAAUGAUGCUGACUCAGAGAAUCCAAAGCUGUCCUGUGGCUCAGCUUUGCUGGCCAGUAAUGAGGAAACUCAGUGUAACUUACUUAGGGUGGAAAAUGACUACCAACCUAUCCAGAGGCAAGAGUUGAAUUCUUUGCUUUCACCAGAGAACUCAAAGGAAUGCGAAGACAAUUUGGAAAAAUGUUCAGAGAAGUCAAUGAGUUCCAACCCCAGAACGGCGGGGUUUGACUCCUUCCUUCCAGAUUUAAUCAGUGAGAGUGUUCGACGUCAACCUGAGCUCCAAAUACCUUUUUUUUGGUCGCCUCCACAGUCUGGAGACAUAUCUAUACCAAUUAUCACUGAGAGUGGCUAUAAACCAGUGUAGCCUUUAACUUUAUUAUUUAGGGUAAGUCCAAAUUAAGUACAGAAAGCUUUCUGUACACAUACACAAAAGGUCAUGCAUUAUUUCUGUAUUGGUGCAGAAAAGUUACCAGUGUUCUGUAUUUGCUGUUUCAAUGCUGUGCAUGUUAAAGAGAUGUCACUAGAAAUUAUUGAAUGUUGCUGAUGGUUGCUGUUAUGUAAAUUGCUAAUAAAAUGUAUUAUAUGUGGGCUUUUUAAGCUUGUAAAGGUGGAGGCAAAUUAGUCUUGUGUCCCUUUCCUGUGUUUUUCCAAGAAAGCAUUUAAUAAAGGAGGUAUCAGUUCGUCAUCAGAACUAAACCUUUUAGGUUUAUGGAGUUCUGUGACACACUAGAGCAACCCAGACAGACGUGCUUCUCUACUGAAAUUGCUUCCUCAUUGCUUUUUCUCUGGAGCUAUUGACACAGUUCCAAAGAAUUUUGCGUCAUCCUCAACCACCAUGUUUCCCUUAUCACAACAGAUAUGCUUCAGUCAUGUUGUUGACUGAAUGUUGCAUUUAAAGCUCAUCACUUGUAAAAAUAAACAAAAUAAAAUAAAAAGUCUUCAAAUAAAAGUUAAAAAAAACA
Molecule: messenger RNA, 2954 nt
Organism: Oryzias latipes (Japanese medaka)
Lineage: Eukaryota; Metazoa; Chordata; Actinopteri; Beloniformes; Adrianichthyidae
Biological process (GO): cytokine-mediated signaling pathway; immunoglobulin mediated immune response
Cellular component (GO): external side of plasma membrane
Molecular function (GO): protein binding; cytokine receptor activity
Source: RefSeq, a predicted model, not a curated record